CAGAAAAAUGGAGAGAGCACUUGGUGUAGAACUUGGACCUGAUAUUCUAAAGAAUAUCGUUCACCCAGGCAAAGGAAAUUUGUCUGAUUUUAGAGAUGGAACUAAGAUAUUUUUCUACUACAAAGUGUCAAAAUGCGACGAGGAUGGAACAGUUAUGGACGACAGUCGAGCCCAGAAGAAACCCAUGGAGCUCCUGACUGGGAAGCAAUUCAAGCUCGACGUCUGGGAGAAAUGUCUGAAGACUAUGAGGGAGGGAGAGAUUUCCGAGUUCACGGUCGCUCCAACACAACUCAACACAUUUGCCCCUGUCAUGCAAAAGCUGCGUGACAUCGCUAAGGGGAACGUCGGAAACCCAGAUGGCGGCCACUGCUGCGGCAUGGCACAAAUGAACAAGGUCGGCCUUGGCUACCCAGAUCUCGACUCCUUCUUAAAGGAGCCUGAGCCGUUGCGAUUCACCUUUGAAGUCGUCACAGUUGAGGAGGAGGGAGAGUUUAAGAAAGAAGCGUGGGCGAUGAAUGACAUGGAGAAGAAGGAUGCCCUCCCGGUACUCCGUGAAGAGGGGAAUCGUUUAUACAACAGCAAGGACUACAAGAUGGCCGCUGAGAAGUACGCCGAGGCGCUGGGGUGUCUGGAGAAUCUGUUGCUUCAUGAGCAACCCAACAGCAAAGAGUGGUUAGAAAUGGACACCCUGAGGAUACCGUUUCUUUUGAACUUUGCACAGUGUAAGCUGAUGCUGCAGGAAUACUACCAGGUCAUUGAGCACACGACAACUGUAUUGACUAGAGAUGAGAACAGCGUGAAAGCCUUGUACAGACGAGCUAAGGCUUACGCUGCCUGUUGGGAUUACAGCAAUGCUAGGAAGGACUUCAAACUAGCCCUCGAACACGAUGCUUCUCUUGGGGGCGCUGUUCGCAAGGAACUCCGCCUCCUGGACGAGGCUGAGAAGUUGAAGGAUGAAGAGGACAAGGUGACGAUGAAAGCAGUCUUUGAACGAUACAGCGAAUGAAUAACUUAUUUAUCAUCAUGUAGCAUCGAUGUUGCUGUAAAAAUAUGCUGUUUAACCCUUUUGAGACCAUAGCGGCUGCAAGCGGUUUGUACCAAGUGCAAUGGGGUCAAAGAAAAGGUUUGGGACUGAAUUUACAUUUUCCUAUGUUUCCCAGAUUUAAACAUAGAAUUUACAACUCAAGAGCAUAACUAUGUAAUUAUGUAUCUUAUUAAUUUUCCUGAUAUUUUACCUGAAAAUAGCAGUGCAAAAAUCAACAAGAUUAGCAUGUUGGGACGUAUGGGGAUGACAAUACAGAAAUAAAUGGUAUCUAAAGGGUUAAACCAUCUAAGACCACAGUGGUGGUAAACAACUCUAAAUAUAUUGCAUGACGGUGACAUGAGGGGCCACUUUUGUAUAGCUGUGAGCAGAGCUCAACCUGAAGGGUCGCCAGCUCGCCAAAUGUGAGUGAAAAGAGUUUUUACAGCUAUUUUAAACACUUUGAGGUGUAGUCCGUUGGAGCAGUAAAAAAUGUUUUAAAAGUCAAUAAAUAUGUGAAGGGUUUCACUUCAAAGAGCUUCUCAUGCAGGAAACAACAAGUUCAAAUUGAAGUACUUUCCACUAAAAA
Messenger RNA from Asterias rubens (European starfish), 1610 nucleotides. Its product is annotated as AH receptor-interacting protein-like. Lineage: Eukaryota; Metazoa; Echinodermata; Asteroidea; Forcipulatida; Asteriidae. Gene Ontology annotation, molecular function: peptidyl-prolyl cis-trans isomerase activity; protein binding. The record is from RefSeq and is a predicted model, not a curated record. The coding region runs from base 8 to 1006 and encodes 332 amino acids. The transcript has 4 exons.